AUACGAGAGCGGAGUAAAUAAACAAACAAACGAAUCACGGCGCAUAUCACGGUUCGCGUAUUGAUUUCCGUCCGCAAUUAAAUUGAAUAUUUCGGCGAAAUUCAGCGAUAAUUCACGGCCUACGACUACGAAACAGCCUCUGGUUGUAUUCUCCGGUAGCGCCAUGAGCAUCGAUGGAGAAGGAGGAUCGAAUGGUUCUCAGGAUGCUGACCUUGAUCUGGAUUCUGAUCAGUUUUCCGUGGAAGCUCUCGACGAAGAAAAUGAUCCCUUUUUCGAUUCUCGUGAGCCUCCGGAAGCUGAUGACUCAGGCACGAGCGAGAGGGAGUUUCGGAAAGCAGAUGCCGGUGAAACGAGCGGUGAAUCCAGCAAGCUCAGCAGCAAGCGGCCAGGCAAGCAAACAAAUCUGUCGCUGUAUGCAACUUUUUUCAAACGCAAGUUUGUCGGAGAGACUUCUGGGGCCAAGUUUGCAUCGGAGAUAAUUUACGGGAACAGCGUCGAUGAAAUUUUGCAAGGAAUAUGGAGUAUUGUGAAACCAGUUAUCAAGCAAGAAGUUACCUUCGAAGAUGACAAUGGACUCCAAGUUCCUUGUUGGGCCAAUGAUGAGCCAACACUUGGCGACCUAGGAAAGUUCGUGUACCUACAGAACCACGCGAAUCGUAGACGUGUCAAUGUUGACAAAGUGGACAGCAAACUGUUGAUCAGUUGGCGGUCGAAGGAAAUUCGGGUGCAUGUUCACGUUUACUCGACCGCAGUAUCAUGCAAGCAGCUGUGGGAAUUGGUUGAUCGACAGCUGAUUCGGUUUCAGAACAGCGAUCGUGCGGGAGCUCCAAAUAAUCAAUCUCUGACAGCAUUGGCCAACCAACUACGAGACAUCCAUGGAGCACACUUCAGCGGACAUGCCAGUUCCUGGAAAAUCUGGGCGAACUACCUACAUUCUGUUCCUGCACAUGAACGUGAACGCCGAAUGAAUGAUUUACCACCGCAUUCCGUCAUCAAAUUCUUUCGAUCAGUACCAAUCUCGGAGGCAGUCCAGCUCGAAAGCGCUCGUAGUGGACUGUCGGUUGCUCGAACAAUAAAUGAUGCAUUUUCGACGGACCUUUCGACACUGGAAAGCGAGGUGAAUGAAUUGCUUACCUUGGGUCAACGCAUUAAGCACCGGAUUCAAUCACUACAAACCAGAUGCUCUACCAAUUCCGGUAUUGUUACAGCAAUGCAAGAUUCGAUUAAGCCGGAGGAGGAUGAAGUCAGCCGUUCUCUAGCGGAGAAUGUCUCGGAUAUGAAUGAUGUUGAUCAUUUGUGAUCAUGUUUGUGUCGAGGCUUGUGUAUGGGAC
This is a messenger RNA of Aedes albopictus (Asian tiger mosquito), 1331 nucleotides long. RefSeq lists its product as uncharacterized. Lineage: Eukaryota; Metazoa; Arthropoda; Insecta; Diptera; Culicidae. The record is from RefSeq and is a predicted model, not a curated record. The transcript has 2 exons. Bases 164 to 1300 code for a protein of 378 amino acids.